Molecule: messenger RNA, 1498 nt
Organism: Ectocarpus sp. CCAP 1310/34
Lineage: Eukaryota; Phaeophyceae; Ectocarpales; Ectocarpaceae
Source: the annotation of a GenBank genome assembly
AUGACCAUGACAUUCGCCACGAGCUACGCCGCGCCAUGGCUGGAGCUAGAGUUCUGGGACUCCCUGGCGGAAGCCUUCAUGAGGUAUUUCGGGCAGGCCAUCACCCUCCAGGUGGACACAGCAGGACUAAUGAGGGCCCAGAAGGCGAUAGUUAGAGCCAAUGCCGCCGCCCAAUCCCUCGAGGAUAGUCUUACGGACAGCAAAACGGGAACCACGGAAGCAGCAACUCCAAAUGGCGAUAUUGGAAACCUCCUGAACAACAUCACUGGUGAUGCUAGCGUUCCCACCGCUAGCGUGCGGGAAGAAUCAAACAGAAGCAGCGGUGGCGGCAACGGAGACACGCAGGAGGGAGGGGCGCGACUGCAAGCCAUUGAGGAAGGUGGUCGGCAAGGGGGGAACGGGAGCGGGGGGGUGGACGGGCAGGAGUUGGAAGAAGGCGAGGAAAGAGGCGAAGCUUCGAACGCCAGUGAGAAACGGCUUGAGAUGCUUCCGAUGGGGGCUGUUGGGCACCUCGGGAGGGCAGACCGGCUGGGAAUCAUCAGAAAGACGGUGCCCAGGGAGAGGAGAAUGGCGGUGUUGCAGCGGCUCUUUCACCUGGCGCAGGCCCCUGCCGAAGAGGUGGAACGGCUUGUCACCCACGUGAAGGGGCUCAAGAGCAACUCUUCGCCGGCAGAGAUCAGGGACGUUAACCUGCUCAAGACAUGGCAGGGCGUACGGGAAGAACGAGCCACGGCGUGGGAAGAGGCCACCGAGCAGGUACGACUUGCUGCGGCUGCUACUGCUGCUAUCGGAGCCCAAGAAUCUGUGCCUGCAGCCAAGGAUGGCGACGACGUGGCUGCCACAGGAAACGAUGAACAUGUCACCGAUGCAGAGAAGAAGCAAAUGGAUUCCAAGCCGGGAGUUCGUGAAGGUUCUGUCGACGAGAGAUGUAGCACUAUUGGAUAGCUGACGAGGGUGGUUGAUGGCGUUUUGGCCAGACCCCUUGCCGUCUCGUUGUGUGGAUCGACGUGUCCCAUUACCAAGAACAAGCCUGGAGAUGAGGUUGCGGCCGUUCAUGGCGAUUCCCCCCUCCCUAGAGCUAUUGGGACUGGGAAACGUAUGGAUAGACGAAAGUAUAGGUAUUGUACGGAGACAAACCACACCACAACACUCGUGGAACUCGUGGAACGGGGCCGAUUCUAAGUCUUCGGGGUCCGGGCAAUGCGAGGCUGGAGGUGUUCAGCUUCCGGUUUUUCCAGUAGCGAGUUGACCGAGAGCGUGUGCUCGAUGAUAUUUCCGUCGGCGGACAAUUAGAGCGAGAACAGCACCCAUGGUACACUUGUGAAAAGCCCUGCAGUGCCCGCAUGCAUGGGUUGUGUGCUGCCUCCACCUUACAUGUUGUUACAACGUCUUGGUCUGACAGCUCAAACCAUGUGAAGAAAGUUCGAGAGCCUCGACUACAUUUGAAUGUUAUGCAACGAGCAUUCCGGGGCAAGGCCAUUGCUGGAUUUAAGUGCCU